Messenger RNA from Capsaspora owczarzaki ATCC 30864, 629 nucleotides. RefSeq lists its product as hypothetical. The transcript is spliced from 3 exons. The coding region runs from base 7 to 483 and encodes 158 amino acids. Lineage: Eukaryota; Filasterea; Ministeriida; Capsasporidae. The record is from RefSeq and is a predicted model, not a curated record.
UCUUCAAUGUCAGCCGCACUCUCUAUUUUUUUGUUGGUCGUCGACAUUCAACAGCCAAGGAAGAAGAAGACAAAAGUCGAAGAAUUGAAAAUGGCCGCGUUACUGACUUUCAAAGCGGUCGCUUCGCUGUCCGGGUUUGCGCAUCUCGUCGCCUCCGCCUCAAUGAUCCAUCCGCAACAGUUCCAGGCGCUCGUCAUUGACCGGGAAUCCACGCCGCUGAUCAGCGCAGCCGAGGACGACCUGACUCGAAGCCUCGGAAUCACGCUGGUGUUUAGCUCAAUUGCCCUGUUUGCGAUCGCGGGCACGCAAGACCUGGUCCUUCAGCGGCGGAUUGCGUAUGCGGGCGUGCUGGAGAGCGUGCUGAGCAUUGUCCACUACCAUUUCGCCAAGCGGCGGGGCGUAUUCAAGGACACGUAUCUUCGCUUUGUGCAUUACGCUGGGCUCGCUGGCUGGACUUUUGUCGCGUGUACGCUGACCGCGUAACAACCUUGGCCGAGGCGAGCUUUUCUCCUGUUGUUGUCUGUCAAAUAUCAAAGUGCAGUGCUGUACCAUUGUCCCCGGGAACAACAACAACCACUCCCAUUUUUGUUUUUGUAAAAAAGUACAACACAAACUCAAACACAUAGAAA